Molecule: messenger RNA, 1244 nt
Organism: Chlorocebus sabaeus (green monkey)
Lineage: Eukaryota; Metazoa; Chordata; Mammalia; Primates; Cercopithecidae
Gene: SPP2
Product: secreted phosphoprotein 2
Biological process (GO): bone remodeling
Cellular component (GO): extracellular region
Source: RefSeq, a predicted model, not a curated record
AUGGAGAAAAUAGAAGAACCUGUAGGUUACCUGGUGCUGGACAAGGACUUCUGUUGGUCACAGGCCCUGGCCGUACCCUACUUAGUGACUCAGUGCCUUGACACCCCUGUAGCCAAUUCAAGACAGCUCCUCUUAGAAAGAACUGUCAUCUCCAAACACGUAGAGAGACACUCUCUCUGUCUUUCGAUUACAAUCAUUAUUUCCAGAAUGGAGAAGAUGAUGAUGAUGAUGAAGAUAUUGAUUAUGUUUGCUCUUGGAACGAACUACUGGUCUUGCUCAGGUUUCCCAGUGUACGACUACGAUCCAUCCUCCUUGAGGGACGCCCUCAGUGCCUCUGUGGCAAAAGUGAAUUCCCAGUCACUGAGUUCGUAUCUGUUUCGGGCAUUCAGAAGCUCAUUAAAAAGAGUUGAGGUCCUGGAUGAGAACAGCUUGGUCAUGAAUUUAGAGUUCAGCAUCCGGGAGACUACAUGCAGGAGGGAUUCUGGAGAAGAUCCUGCUACAUGUGCCUUCCAGAGGGACUACUAUGUGCCCACAGCUGUUUGCAGAAGCACCGUGAAGGUAUCUGCCCAGCAGGUGCAGGACGUGCAUGCUCGCUGCAGCUGGUCCUCCUCCACGUCCGAGUCUUACAGCAGUGAAGAGAUGAUUUUUGGGGACAUGUUGGGAUCUCGUAAAUGGAGAAACAAUUCUCUAUUUGGUCUCAUUCCAGAUGAGUCCACAAGUGAACAAUUUUAUGAUCAGUCACUUGAGAUCAUGAGAAGGGUUUUGCCUCCUGGAAACAGAAGAUACCCAAACCACCAGCACAGAGCAAGAAUAAAUGCUGACUUUGAGUAACAGCCUUGAGGUAAGAAAAUGUAGGUGCACACAUGUGUAUUUAGAAAUAGAAGCUAUGUGGAGUGAAUGCCUUAAAACUGCCGGCCUCCAGAUAUCUACAAUGUACUAUUCAAAUCUUUGCCUUUUGGCUUCUACGACCGCCUUCCCAAGACUUCUCCUCAAUUGCCUCUUCAAUCUCAUGCACCCUCAAUCUUUUUCCCAUGACAUUUGUAUCUGUUGCCACUGAUGUGAUCAAGUCUAUCCAUUUGAGGAGCAAACAAACAACAAGGGCACAGUCCCUUCUUUUGGCUCAUCUCAUCCAUCUAAGCAACUACCUUCCCUCCAUCCUUCCUUCCCUGCUAAACUUUUUGACACAACUGUGGUCUCUGGUUGCUUCCUCAACCUCCUCACCUCACAUCUAUGAAAUACCAUCU